This is a messenger RNA of Capsella rubella, 324 nucleotides long. RefSeq lists its product as uncharacterized. The coding region runs from base 1 to 324 and encodes 107 amino acids. The transcript has 2 exons. NCBI's taxonomy places the organism in Eukaryota, Viridiplantae, Streptophyta, Magnoliopsida, Brassicales, Brassicaceae. The record is from RefSeq and is a predicted model, not a curated record.
AUGGCGAUUGGAGUGAUGCCGGUGGUCGGAGGUGGUGGUGGUUGGUGGUCGAAAAUGGUGGUGGCAGGUGGUCGUGGUGGCCGACGGUCAGAGAUGGUGGUGGCCGUUGGUGGAGGUUGUGGUGCCCGGUGGCCAGCGGUGGUGUGGUGGUGGUCGGAGAUGGUGAUUGGAGUGAUGCCGAUGGUCGGAGGUGGUGGUGGUUGGUGGUCGGAAAUGGUGGUGGCAGGUGGUCGUGGUGACCGGCGGUCAGAGAUGGUGGUGGCCGUUGGUGGAGGUUGUGGUGCCCGGUGGCCAGCGGUGGUGGUGACCGGUGGCCGCGGGUGA